This is a messenger RNA of Ricinus communis (castor bean), 758 nucleotides long. RefSeq names its product 40S ribosomal protein S25. Gene Ontology annotation, molecular function: structural constituent of ribosome. Bases 158 to 484 code for a protein of 108 amino acids. The record is from RefSeq and is a predicted model, not a curated record. The transcript is spliced from 4 exons. Gene Ontology annotation, cellular component: cytosolic small ribosomal subunit. Lineage: Eukaryota; Viridiplantae; Streptophyta; Magnoliopsida; Malpighiales; Euphorbiaceae.
AACUUACUGUUAUAUCCCAUAAAUAAAUAAUAAAAAAACCUACUUUUUCUUACUCCGUAUAUUGUCUUCCUUCUGUCUCCUCUCCAAACCCUAAUCAACCCAUCUUCCUCCUCACGCGGCGGCCGCAGCAGCAGCAGCAGCUCAAUUUUAGCAGCAAAUGGCGCCGAAGAAGGAUAAGGCCCCACCUCCGUCAUCUAAGCCAGCCAAAUCUGGUGGAGGGAAGCAGAAGAAGAAGAAAUGGAGCAAGGGUAAGCAAAAGGAGAAGGUGAACAACAUGGUUUUGUUUGACCAGGCUACUUAUGACAAGCUUCUUUCUGAGGUUCCUAAAUACAAGCUUAUCACUCCUUCUAUCUUGUCUGAUAGAUUGAGGAUCAAUGGGUCUCUCGCACGGCGAGCAAUCAAGGAUCUAAUGGCAAGAGGCUCUAUCAGGAUGAUAUCUGCUCAUGCUAGUCAGCAAAUUUACACCAGAGCCACCAAUACCUAGAAGGAAAUUAAUUAGUUAGCAUUUUUGUUAUGAGUCCAUAGGAUGUUGGUCUUUGCAUUCUUAGUUGAUUAAUUAUUCUGCCAUUGUGGUUCUGUUGUUUUGGUGAAUGCUUAAUUUUCUCCACCAAAUCCAAUGUGAUGUUAUAUUAUGAUUUGCAGCACGGUAUUACUUUCAGCAAUAUCGGUCCCAUUGGAUGGAACCUUCCCUCUAUGUUAUGCCCUUUUAGUUGUGUUCUAAAUUUGAAAUCUUUGAAUGUUAGUGAAGUGGUUGUGAA